AUGGGUGAGCAGCAAGCCUCUGUCUCUUUGCUGUGCCAAUUCCCUGUUACCUCUAGCAUUCCCCUCUUGACAACAGUAAUUCUUCUAAGAGUAGUCUUACCUUUUAAAUGGUUGGGCUGUUACCUGGUCAAACCAUUGCUUGAAGAGAAAACCAAUGAGAAAUAUGAAAAAUUUCAAGCUGUUGAUUAUAAAGUUCAAGUUGUCGCUGGAAAAAAUUACUUCAUUAAAAUGGACGUGGGGCACAUAAAAGUCUUCCAGGGUCUUUCUGGAGAGGAUGAUUUGGAACUUAGUGGUUACCAUACUAACAAAACCAAGAAUGAUGAGCUGACCUCCUUCUAA
Messenger RNA from Rattus norvegicus (Norway rat), 339 nucleotides. It is a transcript of the gene Stfa3l1, whose product is annotated as stefin A3-like 1. Gene Ontology annotation, molecular function: cysteine-type endopeptidase inhibitor activity; endopeptidase inhibitor activity. NCBI's taxonomy places the organism in Eukaryota, Metazoa, Chordata, Mammalia, Rodentia, Muridae. The coding region runs from base 1 to 339 and encodes 112 amino acids. The transcript is spliced from 3 exons. Gene Ontology annotation, cellular component: cytoplasm. The record is from RefSeq and is marked provisional.